Periophthalmus magnuspinnatus is the source of this 2224-nucleotide messenger RNA. It is a transcript of the gene ccndbp1, whose product is annotated as cyclin D-type binding-protein 1. Lineage: Eukaryota; Metazoa; Chordata; Actinopteri; Gobiiformes; Gobiidae. Bases 177 to 1211 code for a protein of 344 amino acids. The transcript is spliced from 11 exons. Gene Ontology annotation, biological process: regulation of cell cycle. The record is from RefSeq and is a predicted model, not a curated record. Gene Ontology annotation, cellular component: nucleus.
ACUGCCUGUAAUACCGUACGUCAGCCAGCAGAGGGUACCAAACACCAAUAAUCCUCCACCGGAUAUGGUCCUUCGGUCAAACCUGUCCGUCCCUGUACUUCCGCUCGUCUACAGUUCCACAACACGCCACAUGCUUUGGCUGCUACUGCUGUCAGAUUUCUACAAACUCCGUUAAAAUGAGCGCGCAGAACAGUGACGGGGACUUAUGCGUGACAUUACGGAACCUGCUCAACUCCAUUCAGUGCAUAAAAGACAAAGUCAGAGAUGGAGAGUCCAACGAGGAUGAGGCCGAGUUCAACCUUUCCAACUUCUGGGAAACUUUGAAUCAAGCGGUGAAAGCUGUAUCUCAAGAAGCCACCAAGGUCAGUCUGGCCUAUUCCAGACCUCCUCUGCCCUCACCACAGGACGGCGAGAAGAUUUCAGACUCCAUUUUGAAGAGUGUCCUUGCUUUUUCCACCAUCUAUUACUGGCUCCCCAAGAGUCAAGGUGUGACUCUGAGGCGGCAGGUCCGAGAUGCCACAGUGGACGUUUUAGAAGGCCUCACUCAACUCUUAGAUGUCAUCAUUAGUACACCACUGGAGAGUUUGAGCCAGGACCAGCUGACCUCCACAGGAACAGUGUGGUCGGCCUGCGAUCGCUUCGAGUCCCUGCCUAAAGAUAACAAAGCAGCGCUGUUGGUGGUCAUCUCUGGAGAGGUGGGAGUCAUCAAAGACGCUAUUGAAGAAAUCGAAGAGGCUCUGUCCGAAGCCCAGGACCCAUUUGGCGACAUCCUGGAUGAUGUGAUUGAGGGGGCGGAGCCUAGAGGAAACCAGGAUACAUAUUGGUCGGAGCAGGACAGGCGUGUGAUUGGUCCAUGCCAGGGUCUGAUGAAGGCGGCAGCGGCGUGUCUGAGGAAGCUGACGUCCGCCGUGAGGUCAAACGCAGACGUCACCUCUGCCCAGAGCCUGGCCCAGCUGGACGACCUCGCAGACAUCUCCAAAGACAUCAGUCCUAGAGUUGAUGACCUGGCUCUCUGUCUCUAUCCUCCAAUGGACUACAGUGGGGUUGAGGAGAAUGCUUCAAAACUUGCUUCAGUCUUAAAGAAGGUCCUAAACAUUGUCAGGUCCAGUCACGUCUGCGGAGAGGCGGAGCUGACCUGGGUGCAGUUUUUAGACAAUGCUGUUGACCACAACCUGCAGAAAGCCAGAGACUUAAUGCAUCAGGGCACAUAGGGCUCAAUAUGUUAUUACAAAUAUGGACUUUAAUCUGUUCUAUUCACAUGUAACAAAAAAUAUAUAUUUAAUGAAUUGUGCUUAUGAGUCAACAAAGUGCAAAUGGCUCUAAGGCACUGUACAAGAUUGUGAUUAAAAAUGCCUCUUAGGAUUUUUAUUCUGUUUUUUUCUGAUUUUUUUUUUUUUACUCUGGUUUGCCAGUGACUGCUGUCUAAAUGUAUGCAGUAUGCAAUUAACAGAGGUGGAUAGAGUAGCCAAAUUUGUGCUCAAGAAAGAGUUAGCGUAUCUGUAAUUGGAAGGACAAAACAUUAAAUAAUGCACAAAAUCUGUUAUUUUCAAAGGAAAUAAAAAUGAGACAAACAAAAUUUUAUCUGCAGGAGAAGAAACACAAAAAAUAGAAAUGUUCAAAUCAUUUCAUAUUGUCAAAAUAAAGCUUUUGUCACGUGUAGACUUACUCACAGUGGGAAGAGUAAAGAAGACUUAACAGUUUAAAAUAUAUCAUUAUUGAAGGAGCAAAAGUCCAUGAUGAUAAUGGUAUGAAAGAAUCUUUAUUUGGACAUUAACACAAUGUAUUGAAAAAGUUACUUGAGUACAUUUUUGAUCAGACUGUUGCAAAACUAACUACUUACUACUCUGAUUGUAAUUUGAUUACUGAUUACUAUAAGUUACUUUACAAAAAAACAAAAACACAUACAGCUCAAGAAAGAAUUAAUUAAAAAAACAUUAAUUCUUGAAACUAGUUCCAUUAUUGCAUUACAAAAAAGUAAUCCCUUUGUAAUUAGUUACUGCCCAACACUGCUCGAGUCUAUGUAGUACUACCCACUUCUGUGUCUUACUAAUCCAUAAUUGAGAUCAAAUUUGUACUGCCAAGUCACUGUGUGUAAUCAGCACCUUGUGAGAGAGAUGCUAUUGUCUACAGUCAGCCAUGAAACACACAUAUCUAUCGUCAUGAAAGCAGUCAUGGCACAACCAGGCCAAGUAACUGGUCAGAUCAGUGGAGAAGCGACCCUGCU